UAAAAUAAUAUCUUGCAAUUCUAUAAAAAUAAGCCGAUUCCGAUAAAGCUAAACCAUUAAAAUUUUUCAAUAUUAUUAAAUUAUAAAUAAAGUAAUAUUUAUACACCAUAAAUGGAAGCAUUGUGCAAGCAUUUAUCUAAGAUAAGAGUGCCUUGUGAUAAUCAAGCCAUAUAUAAGGAUGAGUGUGUGUACUCGUUCGACAAUCCGGAAUCUUCCACCGGUCUUUACGUGAGUUUGACAAGUUUUCUGGGAUUUGGUGAAGAAUAUGUGCAGAAAUAUGCAGAGAAAAGUGGUAAUUGUGUGUUUUUGCACAUAUAUCGUGAGAAACACCUCAAGGAAGAUGCCGCAAAGGGAGAUGAGGCAGGGCCAGAGCGUAAAAUAACACGCCUUGCUAUUGGUGUGGAGGGUGGCUAUAAUGACAACGAUACCAAAAACUAUGAAUAUAAAAAUAAUUAUAGUAUCGUCGUUAUGCCUGAUAUUCAACAUAAACUUCCUUACCCCAGUAAUGACUUGCCCAUGAUAGUCACACAAUCAGUUGAAAGUAUUUUGACUCAGGAUUCCGCCAUUUCUAAAUUGGAGAAGCAAAUGUUAGCAGGUACUUGGGAUGGUGAAGUGCGUCAGGUUUCCAAAUUUUCUGAAAACCUUCAACAAUUAAGCAAUGGCAAAAAAAUUCCGCCUUCUGGUUGGAAAUGUGAAAAGUGUGAUCUUACUAAUAACUUGUGGUUAAAUUUGACUGACGGCUCUAUAUUGUGUGGUAGAAAAUUUUUUGAUGGUUCUGGAGGAAAUGACCAUGCCGUCGAACAUUACAGAGAAUUUAGUUAUCCAUUAGCUGUUAAACUUGGUACAAUUUCGGCAGAUGGCAAAUCAGAUGUAUUUUCUUAUCCAGAAGAUGACAUGGUAAUUGAUUCGAAACUGGAAGAUCAUUUAGCUCAUUUUGGUAUAAACAUGGCUGCUAUGAAGAAAUGCGAAAAAUCUAUGGUAGAGCUUGAGCUUGAAAUCAAUCAACGUAUAGGAGAGUGGUCUUUGCUUACAGAGAGCGAGAGUGAACUGCAGCCUCUGUCCGGUCCAGGUUACACUGGCAUGCGUAAUUUGGGAAAUUCCUGUUAUAUCAACAGCGUCAUGCAAGUGCUUUUUACAUUGCCCGAUUUUAUCAGACGUUUUGUGGGUAAAGGUGCUGAAUCAUACUUCAAUGAGUUUCCCGCUGAUCCGGCUAAUGAUUUUAAUAUCCAAAUGUCUAAAUUGGGUAACGGAUUGUGGUCAGGCAAGUACAGCAGUAUUACUGAAAAUAGUUUAGACACUACCGGUAUAUCGCCUGCAAUGUUUAAGAAUAUUAUAGGCAAAAAUCAUUCAGAUUUUGGCUCGAAACAACAACAAGAUGCUUAUGAUUUCUUUUUGCAUUUGAUCAAUUUAUUGGAGCGUAAUUCACGCAACCAGUCUAAUAAUCCCGUUGAUGCUUUAACAUUUAGCAUAGAGGAUCGCGUUGAAUGCAUGGCAAGCAAAAAAGUUAAAUAUACGCGACGUGAAGAAUACUGCUUGCCACUGGUCAUACCUUUGGAGAAGGCCACAAAUCUGGAUGAAGUUAAAGAGUAUUUGGAUAAAAAGGCCAAUUGUCCGGGUGCACCCAACAAUGACAAAGACGUUGUACGUCACAAGGUUCCAUUGCUUGAUUGCCUAGAGCGCUUCUUCGCCCCAGAAGUAAUUGAUCAAUUUUAUUCAUCAGCUAUUAAGGAUACCACAACUGCCAAGAAAACCGCCCGUCUUGUCAAUAUGCCCGAUUAUUUAAUGAUGCAUUUGCGUAAGUUUACCCUGGGUGAUGACUGGGUGCCCAAAAAGCUUGAUGUAGAAGUUAAAAUGCCUGAUGAGUUGGACUUGUCCAACUGGCGUUCAACAGGCAAACAAUCGCAUGAAGAAGAAUUACCGGAGACUGAUACAGCCACAAAGUUUGUUUGUGACGAAACUAUGGUUUCAUCCCUCAUGCAAAUGGGUUUCCCUCUGGAGGCUUGCAAAAGAGCAGUAUUCCACACUAAUAAUGGCGGUUUGGAAAUAGCUUCAAACUGGCUAAUGGAACAUAUUGGAGAUUCUGAUUUUUCCGAUCCAUUUGUUGUGCCUAAUGUUGGUGCUUCUGCUGGAAGCGGUGCAGACUUUGUGCCCAAUCCUGAAAGCCUUGGAUUAUUGAUGAGCAUGGGCUUCGAUGAGCGACAAGCUACAAAAGCCCUCAAAGCAACAGAUGGCAACGUUGAACGUGCUACAGACUGGAUAUUUUCUCAUGCUGAUGAUAUGGAUAUCUCCGAAGCUGCCCCCGUUAGCACUGAAUCAAACACAACUUCGCAGACAAACAAAAAUUACCGUGAUGGUAGUGGUAAAUAUAAGUUGGUUGCUUUUAUUUCUCAUAUGGGUACAUCGGCCCAGGUAGGCCACUAUGUGUGCCACAUAAAAAAAGAUGGCCAGUGGGUAAUUUUCAAUGAUAGCAAAGUCGCUUUAUCUCAGAAACCACCCAAAGAUUUGGGCUAUCUCUAUCUAUACAAACGCGAAGAGUGAAUAUCUAAAACAUCGAGUGUUCGAUUCACUAGUCUCUACGUAAAAAUUAUGCUUUUUUAUUCUCAAUUGUAUAAAUAAAGUGAAUUUAUUAACAAUAA
Messenger RNA from Calliphora vicina (urban bluebottle blowfly), 2636 nucleotides. It is a transcript of the gene Usp5, whose product is annotated as ubiquitin specific protease 5. Gene Ontology annotation, biological process: protein deubiquitination. The coding region runs from base 112 to 2538 and encodes 808 amino acids. Gene Ontology annotation, molecular function: protein binding; cysteine-type deubiquitinase activity; zinc ion binding. The transcript is spliced from 2 exons. NCBI's taxonomy places the organism in Eukaryota, Metazoa, Arthropoda, Insecta, Diptera, Calliphoridae. The record is from RefSeq and is a predicted model, not a curated record.